Molecule: messenger RNA, 654 nt
Organism: Ipomoea triloba (trilobed morning glory)
Lineage: Eukaryota; Viridiplantae; Streptophyta; Magnoliopsida; Solanales; Convolvulaceae
Product: glycine-rich RNA-binding protein-like
Exons: 2
Coding region: 13-513 (166 amino acids)
Molecular function (GO): mRNA binding
Source: RefSeq, a predicted model, not a curated record
UUUCCUCUAAAAAUGGCUUGCGCAGAUGUUGAGUUUAGGUGUUUCGUCGGUGGCUUGGCCUGGGCCACCACCGAACGAACCCUUGAUGAGACUUUCGGUCAGCAUGGCGAGAUUCUCGAAUCGAAGAUUAUCAAUGAUCGUGAGACUGGUAGAUCCAGGGGAUUUGGCUUUGUCACCUUCAAGUACGAACAUUCCAUGAGGGACGCCAUCGAGGCUAUGAAUGGCCAGAGCCUAGACGGUCGUAACAUUACCAUUAAUGAAGCACAGUCUCGCGGAAGCGGAGGCGGAGGCGGAUAUUUCCGUGGUGGUCGCUGUGAGGGCGGAGGCGGAGGCGGAUACGGUCGACGGGAAGGUGGUUAUGGUGGAGGUUACGGUGGUGGCCGUGCCCGUGGAUAUGGUUGUGGCGACCGUAGCUAUGGUGGCGGUGACCGUGGAUAUGGCGGCAACGACCGCGAUUAUGGUGGUGGUUAUUCGAGGGGUGGUGGUGCUUCCGAUGGAAGCUGGAGGAAUUAAGUUGAUCUUCGAUUAGGCGACCAUCAGUCCAUCAUAUUAGUGGUGGUGUAGGUCUAAAUUUUAUAGAUAGUUCAUGUUUUUUAUCUUCAUAUUUUUAGAAUUAUAAUAUAUAUAUAUAUAGAUUGAAAAUUAAAUCAAGAA